Molecule: messenger RNA, 2379 nt
Organism: Eremomyces bilateralis CBS 781.70
Lineage: Eukaryota; Fungi; Ascomycota; Dothideomycetes; Eremomycetales; Eremomycetaceae
Product: HET-domain-containing protein
Exons: 5
Coding region: 1-2379 (792 amino acids)
Molecular function (GO): ADP binding; protein binding
Source: RefSeq, a predicted model, not a curated record
AUGCGCCUCUUAAAGCUCAACGGCAACGGCGGGUUCACCCUGGAGACCUUCGGAACCACGAUCCCUCCUUAUGCCAUACUUUCUCAUACAUGGGGAAGCGACAGCGAUGAAGUCACAUUCAAGGACGUUGUGGGCGGUGUUGGAAAGAAUAAGGCUGGAUACCACAAGCUGGUAUUCUGCGGGGGUCAAGCCAAAUCCGACGGUCUAUCCUAUUUCUGGGUGGAUACAUGCUGCAUCGACAAGUCAGAUCCCAACGAACUUACGAAGGCGAUAAACUCUAUGUUUCGCUGGUACCAGAAUGCAGCGCGAUGCUACGUCUAUCUCUUAGACGUUUCAGUGCGCACGCAGGAUAGGCAGGCUGCACAUAUCGAGUGGGAGUCGUCUUUGCGCAAUAACCGAUGGUUUAGACGAGGAUGGACACUCCAAGAGCUUCUCGCGCCGAAAAUAGUCGAAUUCUAUUCCCGAGAUCACGUCCGAUUAGGUGAUAGAAAGUCACUUGAACGACAUAUCUGCGAGGAAACAGGAAUCGCCAUAGAGGCACUCCAACGUCGUCCUCUCCAUGACUUCAGCGUUGAGGAGAGGUUUCGAUGGGUCGAGAAGCGACAAACGACCGAAGAGGAGGACAUGGCAUACUGUCUCCUCGGAAUUUUCGGCAUUUUCUUGCCACUUAUAUAUGGCGAAGGGCAAGAGAAUGCAAUGAGAAGGUUGCGACGAGAGAUCAAGGACUCUGAGCAUAAAUCGCGGUCAUACGAAAAGCUAGCACGUACUAUUCCCUUUGAGCGCAAUCUUCGCUUCACCGGUCGCGAAUCCGAACUCUCUAGAAUUGAAAAACUACUUUUUCGACAUGGCCAAACCGUAAAGGUCGCAAUUACAGGGCUUGGAGGCGUAGGGAAGACACAAUUAGCGAUUGAGACGGUCUAUCGGACCAUGGAGAAACAGAGGGACUGCUCAGUAUUUUGGAUUCCCGCAACCGAUCCCGAAACCCUUCUUCAGGCGUACUCGGCAGUCGCCGAAGAGUUGGAUAUACCUGGAAAAGACGAGCAAGGAGCAGACGUGAAACGUCUAGUUCAGAACUACCUCAGUAACGAAAGCGCGGGCCAGUGGCUCCUGGUGUUUGACAACGCCGACGACUUGGAUAUGUGGAUGGGAAAACCAGCUGAGAGACAAUCAUUCCGUCUCCUCGACUACCUUCCAAAGAGCAGGCGAGGAAGUAUCCUCUUUACUACGCGAGAUAGGAAGGCUGCUACCAAGCUGGCGUCUCAGAACUUGGUAGAAGUACAGGAAAUGAACGCAGAGGUGGCUUCAGAGCUAUUACAGAAAUGCUUGAUCGGACACGAUCUAACUUACCUCCCGCUCGCCAUUGUUCAGGCGGCAGCGUAUAUCAAUGCGAACGGCACCUCGAUCGCGGACUAUCUUUCCUUACUUGAUGAGCAGGAUGAGUCUAUGAUUGAACUUCUGAGCGAAGACUUUGAAGAUGACGGCAGAUACCGCAAUAUCAAGAACCCACGAAUUCAGCAGCACGAUUCUUUGGCAGCAGACUACUUGUCUUUAAUGGCAUGUAUUGAGCCAAAAGAUAUCCCACAGAGUCUUUUUCCACCCGGCCUAUCUCGCAAGAAGGAGGUAGACGCUAUCGGGACGCUUUACGCGUAUUCAUUUAUUAGUAAACGUCCAGCAGGUCAUACGGUCGAUCUUCAUCGGUUAGUGUAUAUAGCUACUCGGAACUGGCUUCAGGAGAACGAUCAACUGGUCCAGUGGACAGAGAAAGCAGUCGUGCGACUAGAGGAAAUUUUCCCCGACAAUACCCACUCCAACAGGAGUAUAUGGAGGGCAUACCUGCCGCACGUGCGCGUUGUACUACAGUCUGACCUCGUUCAGAAGGAUUUGAAGAAGAGGAUAGAUCUCCAAUGGAGAUAUGGAACGUGCCUCGACGCCGACGGACGAUGGAGAGAGGCAGAGGUCGCUUAUUCCCAGGUUCUCGAGAUGGAAAAGAAGGAGCUUGGCGCAGAGCAUCCAGACACACUGACCAACAUGGCCAACCUGGCGUCGACGUACAGGAAUCAAGGCCGAUGGAAGGAGGCCGAAGAGCUGCAAGCGGAGGAGUUAGAGAUAUGCUCAAGGAUACUUGGCGCAGAGCAUUCUUCCACGCUGAGCAGCAUGGCCAACCUAGCGUCGACGGUGCUUGGCGCGGAGCAUCCAGACACGCUGAGCAGCAUGAACAACCUAUCAUUUACAUGGAAAGCGAUGGGACAGCAGACGAAAGCUCUCCAGUUAAUGGAUGAAUGUGCAAAGCUACGGAAGCAGGUAUUGGGAGUUAAUCAUCCCCAUUUUCUUUCUUGCUCCGCGGCGUUGAGCGCGUGGCGAUUAGAAUAUGAAGGUUGA